Messenger RNA from Xyrauchen texanus (razorback sucker), 3884 nucleotides. RefSeq names its product cyclic nucleotide-gated channel cone photoreceptor subunit alpha-like. NCBI's taxonomy places the organism in Eukaryota, Metazoa, Chordata, Actinopteri, Cypriniformes, Catostomidae. The transcript is spliced from 10 exons. Gene Ontology annotation, biological process: monoatomic cation transmembrane transport. Gene Ontology annotation, molecular function: cGMP binding; intracellularly cAMP-activated cation channel activity; protein-containing complex binding. The coding region runs from base 1076 to 3103 and encodes 675 amino acids. The record is from RefSeq and is a predicted model, not a curated record. Gene Ontology annotation, cellular component: intracellular cyclic nucleotide activated cation channel complex; plasma membrane.
AUUGGAUCGCUGCAGAAUAUUUGGAUAAAACCACUGGAGUCUUACACCCUUUCUACACUGGGCGCAUCCGUUGACAUGCUGCGCCGCAACGGCUUGAGGCUGUCUACACUCGAUGCAUCAACACGAACGUUAAUCUAAACCAUUUAAUUUGUGUAGUAACAUCAGUGCUUGCAACAUAAAAUUGAACCCGACACCCGUUUAUUGUCGCCUUGUAACGGACGCUUCCAGUGUAGACAGCAUCAUUGAUUAUAAUGGGGUUCUAUUGCUUUUAACGCGACGCGACGCUCGCGUAAGGUGUAGACAGGGUGUUAUGGAUUACCUUUAUGCUGCCUUUAUGUUCUUUUAGGAGCUUUGAAAAUUUGGUCACCAUUCACUUGCAUGUAUGGACAAACAGACAUAUGUCCAUCAAAAUUCUGUAUUUGUGUUCUGCAGUAGAAAAAAGUCAUUCGAGUUUGAGACGACAAGGGUGAGUACUGAGUAGGCUAAAUGAUGAUUUGGUGAACUACAGCGUUAGACUCUGAGGUGUCUGCCUUACAUUUAGCAUAUUCUCAGUGACUAUCUGUUAUAAUUGGACGGAGAGGGGGAGGGUUUGUGUUAGUGGAUUUAUUCCGCGAACGCAACCAAACGUUGUGACCUUGGCAGGUGGGUGAGUGUGCAAGUUAGAGGCAGGGAAAGAUGCGUGCCUUCGUCCGUCACAAACCUAGCAGUACUUUGCUGGAUAGGUUCGACAGAAAACACAAUUUUAGCUCUUCUUUUUCUGUGCAGGAGAGACAAAAUCAUGUGAAUACAUCUGAACCUGAAAGUUUUCGUGGAAUGGGAUUUCUCUGUUGACCCGCUGCUCUCCGUUGAUGAGAUCGAGGAGCUUCCUGGGGAAUUAUUUGCAUCGGUUUUGCGGAGCACAUUUUACUUACUGGACAAAAGCGUUUCACAUCCAACGCUACAGCUUAUCUUCCUGGAAUGCUGUGCUGAUCCCACUUGGCAUCAAAGCUCCACUGUGUAUUUAUAGAGCAGACACUUGCAUUUGUCUGACUCCAGAUGUAAUUCCAGUGCAGUGAAUGGCAUAACAGGACAGAAAAUGGCUAAAAUCUGCACAGAACAGUCAUACCACUCACAAAGAUCUGCCUUCACCCCUGAGCCAGCUAUUGGAUGGAUCGAGAGAGGAGAAAGUGUUCAGCCACCCAAUGGACAAAUGGGCAGGAUGUUCCAGUUCAUUCUGAGGCUUGGAGGAAGGUCCACACAAUGUCAAGCAUCUGAAUGCAGUGAUUCAGUUACAAUGGAGGGGAUUAAAGACAUGGGUGGACAAGAGAAAUCAUCAUGGGACAUCAGAGGAGAGGACCGACUGCGCAAGAGGAACUUCAAGAAAAAUGCUGGCCAUUGGCCUCUUGCAGCACUAAAUAUGAACAACUGCAACAACACAGAUGAUAAAAAGAAUGACAAGGAAAUAAAGAAAGAUGAUAAGAACCAGGAACCAAAAAAGGAUGAGAAGAAAGAUGAGAAAAAAGAUGAGAAAAAGGAUGACAAGAAGAAGGAGGAGGAGAAACCAAAACAAGUUUGGAUAAUUGAUCCAGCGACAGAUAUGUACUAUCACUGGCUCACCCUUGUAGCAAUACCUGUCUUCUACAACCUAAUGAUGCUUGUUACCAGAGCCUGCUUCAAUGAGCUGCAGGAUAAUUUCACCAUCCUAUGGGUGGUUUUGGAUUAUACAUCAGAUGCCAUCUACUACAUUGACACAUUUGUGAGAUUAAGGACAGGUUUCUUGGAACAAGGAUUACUUGUGAGAGAUUCUAAGAAGCUGUGGGAACGCUAUAAAAAGUCACCGCAAUUCAGAUUUGAUGUGAUAUCCAUGAUACCGACAGACUUGUUAAUGCUGAAAGUGGGCUACAACAAUCCGGAACUAAGAUUCAAUCGCCUUUUCAAGUUGGCCCGUCUAUUUGAGUUCUUCGACCGCACUGAAACCAGAACCAACUUUCCCAACAUCUUUCGAAUCAGCAACCUUGUCCUUUACAUCCUUAUCAUCAUCCACUGGAAUGGCUGCAUCUUCUUUGCCAUCUCAAAAACAAUCGGCUUUGGGUCAGACACUUGGGUGUACCCCAACAUUAGCGACCCAGAGUUUGGUCGUCUGUCCAGGAAGUACAUCUACUGCCUGUACUGGUCUACUCUCACCCUAACCACCAUUGGAGAGACGCCACCACCUGUUAGAGAUGUUGAGUACUUUUUUGUCGUUGCUGAUUUUCUCAUUGGUGUCCUUAUUUUUGCCACCAUUGUUGGUAACGUUGGUGCCAUGAUCUCCAAUAUGAGUGCUUCCCGUGCUGAGUUCCAAGCCAAGAUCGACUCCAUCAAGCAGUACAUGCAGUUCCGAAAGGUCACCAAAGAUCUGGAGGCCCGUGUCGUAAAGUGGUUCGAUUACCUUUGGACUGAGCAGAAGACCUGUGAUGAAAAGGAAGUUCUCAAGAACCUUCCAGACAAGCUCAAGGCAGAGAUUGCUAUCAAUGUCCAUCUAGAAACCUUGAGGAAGGUGCGCAUCUUCCAGGACUGUGAAGCAGGACUUCUUGUUGAGCUCGUCCUCAAGCUUCAACCACAGGUAUUCAGUCCUGGAGACUACAUUUGCAAGAAGGGUGACAUUGGACGAGAAAUGUACAUUAUCAAAGAAGGUAAGCUUGCGGUGGUGGCAGAUGAUGGCAUAACGCAGUUUGUGGUUCUCAGUGAUGGCGCCUACUUCGGUGAGAUCAGUAUCUUGGGCAUCAAGGGCAGUAAAGCAGGAAACCGCAGGACUGCUAACAUACGUAGUGUGGGAUACUCCGAUCUGUUUGCGCUCUCAAAAGAUGAUCUAAUGGAGGCUUUGACUGAGUACCCAGAGGCCAAGAAAGCUCUGGAGGAGAAAGGUAGGGCUAUUUUGUUGAAAGACAAUCUUAUCGACGAGGCUGCAGCCAAUGCUGGCGCAGACCCCAAAGACAUGGAGGAAAAGGUCAACAUCAUGGAAACUAAUCUAGAGGUGAUGCAGGCCAAAUUUUCUCUUCUUAUGGUAGAUUGGGAAAACAGCCAGAACAGGAUCAAACAGAGGAUCACCAACAUGGAGGCCAGAGUCAAGACUCUUAGAGAGUAGGAUUUAUCUGAGGUUGUGGAGGAUAAAAAGAACAAAUAGUUCAGUGCAGAAAUAGAUUUACUUCACAGUAUGUCUCAGGAUAAUGCUAGCAUUUACACAUAUAUUGGAAAGCGUUAUCAUUUUUGUGGAACCGCCUGAUCUCAUGGUAGCACAACAACAUGUUCUGUACUAAUUAUAGAUGAUGCAUUCAGAGAUUUGGCAGAUCAUGAGAUCUAAACCUAAUUUGAAAAGGCAGGUAAACAAGUUUCAGACAGUUUCAGCCCCAUUAAUGCAGGAUAUUCUUGUGAAGUAAUUUCAAACUACAGUGCUCAAAGAACAUUCCUCUUCUGUUUUGGUAAGAAUUGUUUCUGAAACUGUUGUAAUGAAGUAUUGCUUUGUUGUGUGUGUGCAACAGGUAGUGCAGUUUGGAUUGGCGGAAGCUCUGAAAUUUAAGCGGGUUAUUUUGCAGCUGUACUCUCUGUGAGAUUUCAUGCUGCAAGUCUUUUUUAACCAGCAUUGGUAAAUAUGCUCUGCUAUAUAUCUCACUUUUUUUGCAUUUUGUAGUUGAUUUCAGGAAACUCCCUCGCAUUGAAACUUUAUUUGUUCCACAUAUAGUCUAACUAAUUGCACCUAAUCUAUACCCAAGCCUUGUCAGCAAAGGGAAAGCUUUGCUUUUAUGAAACAAGCAGAAAUACCAGAGUAUCCUGUCUUAUUAUACAAUAUUAUACAUUUUAAAUGUAGACUUUUUCCCUUCUUUUUGUUCUCUCAUGUUCAGUUCUUUGUCUGUGUCUUUAUUUUCAUU